GCCAGAUUUAAGUGACCUAAAUAAACGAACUAAUUUGAAAACGGCGCGAAAAAUGAAAAGUAGUGCGCGGGACGACAAGAUGGCGGAUCGUUGCGCAAAUGUGUGAACGCGAAAUUUUGCUCGGUGUAUUAUUUAUUGAUUGUUGAAAAACAAUGGCGGGCAGUCGGUGUCGGCGUCGCUGGCAGUGAGUCAGUGGGUCAAGGGUGCGCUGGCCUAGUUACGCAGCCCCGCGCGCCCAAAUUCGCGGCUUUACCAGUUGCUAACCUCUCCGACUCGCACACCGACAAUGCGUAGAGAGGGGCCAUGAAAACCCCCUAACGAAUUCUUUAGUCAUGGACGAUUUAGAGAAAAAGAUACCGGUGCUUUGUGUGGGUCCCAAGGGUUCAGGGAAAACCACUUUGCUUAAGAAACUACAAGAGGCCGAAGGUAUUGACUACACGUACAGUCCAGUGCCAACAAUUGGCACUAACAUCUACGAUAUUAAUUAUGUUAACAAACAAGGUAAAAAGCAAGUGCUGUCUAUCAGAGAAAUUGGCGGAGAGAUAGUAACAUUGUGGAAUAAUUACCUAGGAGGAGUUGAAAAGGUAAUUUUCGUGGUGGACACAUCAAAUUUGUGUCAAAUAUCAGAGGCUGCCGUGAUGCUCUACACUUUACUGGCCGAACCGAAGCUUCGCAGUUCAAAGUUUAUUCUAGUGCUUAGCAAGAUGGACGUGGCGUAUCGUCAGAUGAGGAACGAAGCAUUAUUAAUGCUACAGCAUUCGCGACUUUGUUCAGAGCUGGCCAAUGCGCCAGCGCUGCUCGAGGCUUCGCCGCUUACCAACAUCGGUAUAGACGCGCUACGAACCUUCCUAGGAGACGCCAGAAAACUAGAGUAGUUUUCGUGUCAAGGGACAAACAAACACGAUUAGUUGGUGGUAUGUCACUUUGUACAUGCAUGCUUAAGGCCGAUAUCAGCCGGAGGGCUUUUACCAAAUUCAUUACAAUAAAAGGGCUUGGCGUUCAUUCGAAAGUCUUAUAAAGAGCAAGUAACAUACAUACAUAUGUAGAUUAGAUGAAAAUCCUUGAUACACAUUGAUGUAAU
Messenger RNA from Papilio polytes (common Mormon), 1081 nucleotides. RefSeq names its product ADP-ribosylation factor 1-like 1. The transcript has 4 exons. Gene Ontology annotation, molecular function: GTP binding; GTPase activity. The record is from RefSeq and is a predicted model, not a curated record. Lineage: Eukaryota; Metazoa; Arthropoda; Insecta; Lepidoptera; Papilionidae. The coding region runs from base 333 to 875 and encodes 180 amino acids.